Molecule: messenger RNA, 2054 nt
Organism: Tripterygium wilfordii
Lineage: Eukaryota; Viridiplantae; Streptophyta; Magnoliopsida; Celastrales; Celastraceae
Product: U3 small nucleolar RNA-associated protein 18 homolog
Exons: 2
Coding region: 161-1849 (562 amino acids)
Biological process (GO): rRNA processing
Cellular component (GO): small-subunit processome; Pwp2p-containing subcomplex of 90S preribosome
Molecular function (GO): protein binding
Source: RefSeq, a predicted model, not a curated record
GUCGAAUAUAACCCUGUCUCCUUCAACGCCUCAUGGUGCAGAUUGGAGGAGUUUGGCAUACAAACCCUAGUUUUGCUUCCGCUCUCUGAAAACGCAGAAACCAACACUCUUGCUCUCGUGAGAAAGUCUAUCACUAGGCAGGAAUUUCUGCUAGGUGAAAAUGAGUUUAAUUUCUCAGAAUGCUCUCUCUAAAAACAGAGUCAAGGCUAGAAGGGAGGAGACUGUUGAUGAGCCUACAUUUCUUGAAGAGAACAAAAAUAAUGAUGAUUUAUUGGAGCCUGAAUUGGAUAUCCCAACAAAGAAGAGGAGGAAGAAAGAAAAGGAAGGGAAAUUGGGAGUUGAGCAAGAACAGCAAAUGACGAAACUAGAGAGCUUUCUGUUUGGUUCCUUGUAUUCGCCUAUUGAAUUUGGGAAGGAAAAAGUCCAAGAUGAGGCUGAGAAGGGAUCUGCUUUGUUUUAUGUUGAUCGUUCAGCAAAUGAUUUGUCUUUUGAUGAAGAGGAUGCUGAAACUGAUGAGGAAAGUAGUGAUGAGGGAGCAACUGAGCAGAGGAAAGCUGUGUGGGUGGAUGAUGAAGAGGAGAAAACUAAUGUACACAUAGCUAAAACCAACAGAUUGAGGAAACUGAUGAAGGAGGAAGAUGAGAGUCUGAUUUCUGGCUCGGAGUAUGUAUCAAGAUUGAGAGCCCAGCAUGUAAAGCUGAACCCCGGCACAGAUUGGGCCCUACCUGAUUCACGUGUUAGAAAUGUCAGCGGAUAUGAUGAUGAAUCAUCGGAUGAAAAAGAUGGUGCAGUUGUAGCCCGUGGGUUUGAGGAGCUCGAAGCUUUGGAUGACAUUCUGCGAACAAAUGAAGACCUUGUUGUUAAGAGCAGUUCAAGAUUGUUGCCUGGAAUCCUCGAGCACUCGAGACUUGUGGAUGCAAAUGCUGAGGAUCCUUCUAAUGGUCCCAUAAAUUCGGUUCAAUUCCAUCGAAAUGCUCAGUUGCUACUUACAGCUGGAUUGGAUCGAAGACUUAGAUUCUUUCAGAUUGACGGAAAACGUAACAACAAAAUUCAAAGCAUCUUCCUUGAUGAUUGCCCUAUUCGAAAGGCCUCUUUUGUUCCCGAUGGAUCUCAGGUUAUUGUGGCUGGAAGGAGAAAGUUCUUUUACAGUUUUGAUUUGGUGCAAGCAAAAGUUGACAAGAUAGGCCCCCUGGUUGGUAGGGAGGAGAAAAGCCUCGAAGUUUUUGAGGUAUCCCCUGAUUCUAGGACGAUUGCUUUUGUUGGCAAUGAAGGUUAUAUAUUAUUGGUUUCCUCCAAAACGAAGGAACUGAUUGGAACUUUGAAGAUGAAUGGUACUGCUCGUUCUUUAGCUUUUGCUAACGAUGGCCUGCAAUUAUUAAGCACUGGAGGUGAUGGUCAGGUCUACCAUUGGGAUUUAAGAACAAGAGCUUGCUUCCACAAGGGUGUGGAUGAAGGCUGCAUAAAUGGUACUGCUCUCUGCACUUCCCCAAAUGGAGCUUUGUUUGCAGCUGGUUCAGAUAGUGGAAUAGUAAAUAUUUACAACAGAGAGGAGUUUUUAGGUGGAAAGAGAAAGCCGAUCAAAGCUAUUGAGAACUUGACUACGAAAGUGGACUUUUUAAGGUUUAACAAUGAUGCUCAAAUAUUGGCCAUGUGUUCAACCAUGAAGAAAAAUAGUAUGAAGUUGAUACACAUCACGUCAUGCACUGUAUUCUCCAAUUGGCCUCCACCAAAUAGGCUACUGCAUUAUCCCCGUUGUUUGGAUUUCAGUCCUGGUGGAGGCUUUAUGGCUGUGGGAAAUGCUGCUGGAAAAGUUUUGUUGUACAAGUUGCAUCAUUACGAUCAUGCCUAGAUCGAAUAUGUAAUCAUGACUUUCUGAUACCUCGCAAGCCUUGCAUACUUGUAUUGAUGUGGCCUGUGGAUCACAUUAAUGUUUCCUGCAGUUGAUAAUGUUUUGACUGAUCGUUAUUUUUAUUGUAUGCAUCACAAUUUUGGGUUAAGCAUUUUGUUAGUGGAAGUUUGGUCAUUUUUGACUCUAUAACUUAGGUUUACCUGAA